AUUUCCAGUGUGGGCGGCGUGCCAUUAGAAUUAAUGGCACCCGCAUUCCUCUGUGUGGGUGGUGCAGCUGCAGGUAUUUGUGCGGGUCCUGCAUUCCUCUGUGUCGGUGGUGCGGCUGCUGGUAUUUGUGCGGGUUCCUCAUUCCUCUGUGUGGGUGGUGCGGCUGCAGGUAUUUGUGGGGGUCCCGCAUUCCUCUGUGUGUGUGGUGUGGCUGCAGGUCCCACAUUCCUCUAUGUGGGUGGUGCGGUUGCAGGUAUUUGUGCGGGUCCCGCAUUUCCUCUGUGUGGGUGGUGCGGCUGCAGGUAUUUGUGCGGGUCCCACAUUCCUCUGUGUGGGUGGUGCGGCUGCAGGUAUUUGUGCGGGUCCCACAUUCCUCUGUGUGGGUGGUGCGGCUGCAGGUAUUUGUGUGGGUCCCACAUUCCUCUGUGCGGGUGGUGCGGCUGCAGGUAUUUGUGCAAGUCCCGC
Molecule: messenger RNA, 465 nt
Organism: Staurois parvus
Lineage: Eukaryota; Metazoa; Chordata; Amphibia; Anura; Ranidae
Source: the annotation of a GenBank genome assembly